Camelina sativa (false flax) is the source of this 1141-nucleotide messenger RNA. The record is from RefSeq and is a predicted model, not a curated record. NCBI's taxonomy places the organism in Eukaryota, Viridiplantae, Streptophyta, Magnoliopsida, Brassicales, Brassicaceae.
ACUUAUCCUCUCAAACAAACAAAGAAACGCGUUUUAAACGAUCCGAUUAUUUUAAUUAAAAAAAAAAAAAACAAAGAUCCGACGAUGUCUGGUUCGACCCGGAAAGAAAUGGAUCGGAUCAAAGGACCAUGGAGUCCUGAAGAAGACGAUCUGUUACAAACGCUUGUUGAAAAGCACGGGCCAAGGAACUGGUCCCUCAUUACCAAAUCGGUCCCUGGACGUUCCGGUAAAUCUUGCCGUCUCCGUUGGUGUAAUCAGCUUUCUCCGGAGGUUGAGCACCGUGGCUUCACGGCGGAGGAAGACGAUACCAUCAUACGCGCUCACGCUCGGUUCGGUAACAAGUGGGCUACGAUCGCUAGGCUUCUCAAUGGUCGCACCGAUAACGCCAUUAAGAAUCAUUGGAACUCUACGCUGAAGCGUAAAUGUAGCGGGCAGAGAGGAGGGUACGAUGGUAGUUUAACUGAUGAACAGCCGUUAAAACGGACGGCGAGUGGUGGCGGUGGAGUUGGAGUUGUGUUGACGGCGUUAAGCCCGACGGGAUCUGACGUCAGCGAGCAGUCUAGUGGAUCUGUUUUGCCGUCUUCCCACGUUUUUAAACCGACGGCUAGAGCUGGUGGGGUUUUGAUUGAGCAUUCGUCGUCAGAGGAGGAGGAAGAGAAAGAUCCGGUGACUUGUUUGAGUUUGUCUUUGCCUUGGGUCAAAGAGUCAACUCCGGUGAGAAGAGAUACGGCAGAGUUGUUUCCGGUGAAGAGAGAAGAAGAAGAAGAAGAAGAAGAAGAGAAGGAACGAGGGAUUAAUGGAUUCGGUGGAGGCUUUAUGACAGUGUUGCAGGAGAUGAUCAAGACGGAGGUUAGGAGUUAUAUGACGGAUUUGCACCUAGGGAACGGCGGUGGAAAUGGCGGCGGCGGAGGAGGAGGAGGAGGAGGAGCAAGUUCGUGUAUGGUGCAAGGAAGUAAUGUAGGGUUUAGAGAGUUUAUUGGAAUAGGAAAGAUCGAGUAGUGAGAAAGAGAGAAGAGCCAAAUUUGUUCAAUUCAUUCGAAAAUAAAACUUAAUAAAUGGAUUGAUUUUUGCAUCAUUACAUAACAUAAAUCAUAUGUUCCGGAGUUGUGUGUUAAUGAGAUUCUUUGUGUUGUUGUAGUGA